This is a messenger RNA of Anarrhichthys ocellatus (wolf-eel), 2481 nucleotides long. It is a transcript of the gene aldh9a1b, whose product is annotated as aldehyde dehydrogenase 9 family, member A1b. NCBI's taxonomy places the organism in Eukaryota, Metazoa, Chordata, Actinopteri, Perciformes, Anarhichadidae. Gene Ontology annotation, molecular function: oxidoreductase activity, acting on the aldehyde or oxo group of donors, NAD or NADP as acceptor. The record is from RefSeq and is a predicted model, not a curated record. The coding region runs from base 229 to 1785 and encodes 518 amino acids. The transcript is spliced from 12 exons.
ACCGUCCGUUACGCAUUGAUGGCUGCUAGACUCCAGCAACGGUCAUAUUUCACUUGUUCCGCCUCCUGGUUGCUCAACAGCAAAAUCAUGUCGCGGACCGAACAUUAGCGUUUAUGAACAUUUAUUUACGUUAAAGUUAGAGUUAUAACCUCAAAACACGCACCAGUUGGGAAGACGCUUGCAAUUAACGGCUAAACUUCAAGCAAAAGAGCCACUUGGAGUGACGUUAUGCUCCAGAGGCUCGCUGCGUCCCUGCGGCUGCCCGCUGCUGCGGCUCCUCUCGCGGCGGCGGUACGAUGCGUCUCCUCGGGGUCAGUGGACGUCAAGGCCCCCCUGAACUUCUGGGCUGGGAAGAGACAGACGAGUCCAGAGACAUGUAACAAGGAACAUGUUUACGAACCUGCAACAGGGCGAGUCUUGUGCCAUUUGGAGCCGUGUGGUGCUGUGGAGGUAGAUCAGGCUGUGAAGGCUGCCGAGUCGGCGUUUGGCCAUUGGAGCAAAUUGUCUGGGAUGGAGAGGGCGAAGAUCAUGAUAGAAGCUGCUCGUAUCAUUGAGAGCAGGAGAGAGGAGAUAGCUGAAAUGGAGGUGGUCAACAAUGGGAAGUCCAUCACAGAGGCCCGUCUGGAUGUGGACUCUGCCAGACUGUGUAUAGAGUACUAUGCAGCGCUGGCUAGCACCCUAGCAGGCCAGCAUGUCCAGUUGGCUGGAGGAUCCUUUGCCUACACCCGCAGGGAGCCUCUGGGAGUGUGUGUCGGCAUCGGUGCUUGGAAUUAUCCUUUCCAGAUCGCUUCCUGGAAAUCAGCUCCAGCCCUGGCCUGUGGCAACUCGAUGGUGUUCAAGCCGUCCCCAGUGACGCCUGUGACAGCGGUCAUGCUGGCAGAGAUCUAUGCCGCGGCCGGAGCUCCAGAGGGGCUGCUGAACGUGGUGCAAGGCGGCCAGGAGACCGGCAGCUUACUCUGUCACCACCCAGACGUCGCCAAGGUGUCCUUCACCGGGAGUGUGGCCACGGGCAAGAAGAUUAUGGAGAUGGCCUCUAAGGGGGUGAAGCCGGUGACUCUGGAGCUUGGGGGGAAAUCUCCUCUGCUCAUCUUUCAGGACAGCGAUCUGGAGAACGCUGUGAGGGGAGCUCUGAUGGCCAACUUCCUGUCUCAAGGCCAGGUCUGCAGCAAUGGUACAAGGGUCUUUGUCCAGAAGGAUAUUCUGCCUGAGUUUGUGGAGGAGGUGGUGAAGAGGACACGGGCCAUCCAGAUAGGAGACCCACUACUGGAGAGCACACGAAUGGGAGCGCUGGUCAACCGGCCACACCUGGAAAAAGUCCUCUCCUUUGUUGAUCAGGCAAAGAAAGAGGGAGCUACAGUGCUGUGCGGAGGUGAAGCUUUUGUACCAUCAGAUCCCAAACUCAGAGGUGGAUAUUACAUGACUCCAUGUGUAUUGGGCGACUGCACAGAUGAGAUGACCUGUGUGAAGGAGGAGAUCUUCGGUCCCGUCAUGUCUGUGUUGUCCUUUGAGACAGAAGAGGAGGUGCUGCUGCGAGCCAAUGACACCACCAUGGGUCUGGCUGCAGGAGUUUUCACCAGGGACGUGAGGCGAGCCCAUCGUGUUGUGGAACACCUCAAGGCUGGUUCCUGUUUCAUCAACAACUACAACAUCACUCCAGUGGAGGUUCCUUUUGGAGGCUUCAAAAUGUCAGGCAUAGGGCGCGAGAACGGACAGGUGACGGUGGAAUACUACUCCCAGCUGAAGACGGUGUUUGUGGAGAUGGGAGACGUGGACAGCCUCUUCUAGGACACGCUCAUCGAGAGGAACAUGUGACAGUGACCCAGAGACUGAAACCGACGGUCUGGACCAGAACAACACUUCAGGGAAAGAGCUCAAAGUGAUGAGGAACACGCCUGAAUCAGAGGAGCGCGAGUCUGUACUGUAUAAUGUGAAAUAAAUGUAAUACUGAAGCAGUCUGCAGCAACUAGCUGUGUAGAAUAGCAGGAAUCUUAAAACACAUUUGAAUCAAAGUUAUCAUGUGUGAAAUGGAUCAAAUGACAGAUCAUUGCUGAACCUUGAUUGAUUUCAGCUCCACUGUGAUACUGUGAUCAUUUGCACUGUAUGUUUUCUCACUUGAUAUAUUUUGUCGCCCAUGUGCAAAACAACAGUUUUACAGAGUUGUACUUCACAACAGAGAAGGGUUUACAAGUCGAGCUGUAUUUCUUGAUCAAUAUAUUUUUAUAAACACAAAAUACAAAACAAAUUGAGCCCCUUGAAUGAUGUAUUGAUUUAAUUAAUCAAGAUUGUUCAGUUCAUUUCUGCUUUUUGUACAAUGUUGUUUAAAUUAGAACUAGACAGUAACAUCCUGCCUGGUGGGAAAAAUAAUUAUGUACGGAACCAGUCUUGACACAUUUUCAUGUCAAAUAUAUUGUAACAUAACAUAAAACUGUGUUUAACAUUUCAAUAAAAUGAAGAAAUAAUUCAUGUUUGUGUUCACAUUAC